Messenger RNA from Chironomus riparius, 770 nucleotides. The record is from the annotation of a GenBank genome assembly. Lineage: Eukaryota; Metazoa; Arthropoda; Insecta; Diptera; Chironomidae.
UAUCAACUAAUCAGUUCAGUGGUUGUUUUGUAAAAUAUAAGUGAAGAAAAAUGAAAAGUUUUGUUCUUCUGACUCUAUUAGUCAGUGCAUAUGCACAAAGCCAAGAUUUAUGUGGUAAAGUGGCAAACAAUGGUGGACAAAGAUUUGCUGAUGAUCCAUCUAAUUGCCCAGGAUACUUAUGGUGUAAUUACAAUGCAGAAAAUGAAUUAAUAUCUGUUCAUCAAGGAACAUGUGAUACAGGUUUUAAUUUUAACAACGUAAAUGGAGCAUGUGAUGCAAAUCUUGUUUGUGAUGCAAAUUUAUGCAUUGCUAAUACAGUUCCCGAUACAAUAAAAAGGAUUGCCGUUGCUACUGAUACCCAAUGUAGACAAUUCCAAGUUUGUACCGAAACAGAACUUGGUACUGCAACACUCAGUUGCACAGCACCAGCUGUUUUCAAUAGAAAUUUUGGAAUCUGUACAGUUGAAUCGAUAGCACCAUGUGGAAGUAAUAGUGGUGGAGGUGGAACUCCAGGACCAGCAUGUGAUGGAGAUGGAUUUGUAAACGAUGAUACAGGAUGUGAUAAAUUCUUCUUCUGUGAAAAUGGUGUUUCAUCUCCUGAAACGUGUCCUGCUGGCUUUCAUUUUAAUCCUGUUGGUAAUUUCUGUGAUCUUCCUGAAAACUUAAAUCCAAAAUGUGAAACAGUUGCAACAACUCGCGAAACUAUUCCAAAACCCAUACACAUCAACGGUGGAGUUGCCAAAUUAAAAAAAUUGUUUUUAAAUCUUUAA